Messenger RNA from Dermacentor albipictus, 2887 nucleotides. Its product is annotated as mitochondrial sodium/calcium exchanger protein-like. Gene Ontology annotation, cellular component: membrane. Lineage: Eukaryota; Metazoa; Arthropoda; Arachnida; Ixodida; Ixodidae. The record is from RefSeq and is a predicted model, not a curated record. Gene Ontology annotation, molecular function: calcium:sodium antiporter activity. Gene Ontology annotation, biological process: intracellular calcium ion homeostasis; transmembrane transport; monoatomic cation transport.
UAAACGUCGUCGUUCUUUCUCCCGUGCUCCAUCUCUGACGCGAGGCAUAUCACCUGGCCCAUGAUUGGCUGACCUUGUCCGCAGCAAGCGUUACGUCACGUCUAAUCUGCGCUGCCCUAGUAAUUACUGAAGCGGGCAGCCUGCCGGCACACGUGCAGAUCUUCUCGGAGACUGACUAUCGGCAGACGCUCGUCGAAGUCACCGUUCUCGUCCGUUACUGCCUGGCCACGGUGCAAGGACGCUCACCAGCAUCUUGCAUUUGUGGAACGAGGAGGCGUCGCUGCUGGCGCCACCGCCCGGACAACCAUUACAGCUGUGCCAGUGAUGCGUGCUCGCAAGAAAUUCCCUCCCACCCGCAAGAAAGUUCAGCAAAAGCUGCGAUGGGCGCGUCCGCCCUGCACACCGCGGAACGCGAGCUUGACUGCAGCUCGGUGAACACCCUCGCCAACGACAGCGCCAGUCGCUGCUCUCUCGCUAGGAGCCUCGACGACUGCGACGCUGGACGUGCGAUUCUGCACUACGUGGACUUCCUGUACUGCGGAGGUGACCAGACCGCUGGCGUCCCCGCGCAGGUGCUUCUGUUCUUGUGGCUCGUCACCUUGUUUGUGGCGCUGGGGUCAACGGCGAGCUCGUACCUGUGUCCAGCGCUCGUACACAUUUCCAAGUCCCUCCAGCUCUCCCAAGGAGUGGCCGGCGUCACUUUUCUGGCGUUCGGCAAUGGGGCGCCGGACACUAUUGCCACGAUCGCCAGCAUCCGGCGUGACCGCACCGCGUUGGCCAUCGGCGAGCUGCUCGGCGGAGGCACCUAUGUCGCGGCCGUUGUCGUUGGCCUUAUCUUCAUCAAGAACGACUUCGAGCUGAUCCAGUCGUCCCUGCUGAGAGACAUCAUCUUCUACCUGGCAGCUUCCUUUUGGGCCUUCACACUUUAUUCGAACGGAUGCAUCAAGCUAUCUGACGCGGUCGGCUUCAUCGUACUUUACGUGGUCUAUAUAACAGUUGCGGUCUGGGGCCAGAAAUUUCUCGACAGAGUAUGCAAAAUUCAGUUCUGCCGCCAAGCCCUUGCAAGCCGGCGCGUUUCUCGGGUCAGCUACAGCAACAUAGAUGAGACCAUCAUCGAGUCUUUGGGUAGCAGUACUGACACCAAGAGCGUCAAAUGUGAAGAAGAAAGUCAGGAUCUGGCUUCGCUCGCCGAGGCUGACGACGUGGUCCCCACGCCACCGCCGUUUUUGACCAGACCCCGAUUGCGUCGAUCGUCCUCGGGUAUCAGUCUGCACCACCACCAUGAAAAUGCAAUCUACUACUUCACCACCUCUUUCGAAGAGCAGCGUGCCGACCCACCCUCACCAGAGGUCGCGGAGCCUCGGCGUCCAUCGCGAACGAGCCAGCCUUCGUUCAACUUGGUCUCUUCGUCGGUGUUUCCUGGAGAGGCGACUCCCCUGAUCAGCCAGACGUCCGACGAGAAAGUGCCGCCGAUGUACAGCGAGUGGACCGAGUUCCUUCUGCACAUUUCACCCGUGGAACCGGGCGAGUGGAAAGCCAAGCACCUCUGCUGCAAAGUCUACGAAGUGCUGACCCUGCCAAUUUCGCUAGUGCUUGUGCUGACCAUACCGGUGGUGGACCACGAGAAUCGUCACGCCAACUGGUCGCGACCGCUGAACGCUCUUCAUUGCAUCACUGGUCCGAUCGUCGCCCUAAGCGUUUCUGGAAUCCUGACCGCACGCAUUGGCGACGUGGUGCCAGCGUGGUGCUUGAUCAUUACGUUAGGCAUUGCAUUGGCCGGGCUCGUCUGGUUCACAUCGUCGGCGCAUGAGCCACCGCGUUACCACCUUGUCUUCGCCUACGUCGGCUUCGCCAUGUCCAUCGUUUGGAUCUACGGCAUCGCCACUGAAAUAGUGGCACUCCUCAAGGCAUUCGGCGCCCUGUACGGCAUCAGUGAUGUCCUUCUCGGCAUGACCGUUCUCGCCUGGGGCAACAACAUCGGGGACAUGGUAACCAACUUGUCGCUUUCGCGCCAAGGCUUUCCGCAGAUGGCCAUGGCAGCUUGCUUCGCCGGACCCGUGCUAGCACUACUGCUGGGUAUCGGUGUCGCCUUCAGUAUGAACCUCGCAUCACGAUCCGUGACCUGCAUGCAGCUCCACUACAGUGAGCUGCUCCCACUCAUCUAUGGAACGCUCGUGGUCGUCCUCUUUGUGUUGCUUCUGUCGGCACUCGUGACGUGGUUCCGCUCAUCUCGCGUGGUCGGCGCUAUCCUCAUAAUACUUUACCUAACAUUUCUUCUCACUACUGCACUUGUUGAGUUCAGCCUUAUGAGGAAAGGGUAGCCUGCACAGCGCACUGGGCUUCGUGUCUGCGAGAGCUUUCCACAAGUGCUCUUGGAAUGCACUUACACGUCUCGGGUCGUUGAUACAAACGCUCGCAGCUUGAAGGCCGUAAGCCAGGCACGUUCCGUGAGCACUGUGCAUCUCAACUGGCGCACUGCGCUUCUUCAAAAAAAAAAAAAGAACUCGGGAUAUUUGCGGGGAAGACGCGAUUGCGCUGCUAGUGACAUCCUGAGACCUAUUCCUUAAGCUGUUAGUGUGUCGUCAUUUUACUUGAACAGGGUCUCUCUAAUUUUAUGUUUUAAGACUGUUUCCGAAGGUCAUACUGCGCUGUCUGCUCUAUUUUGAGGUUUGCAAAGCGGGGACAGUGCCUUCAAUAUUUGGCCAGGAUCUGCGAGCAGCAAAGUUGUUUAAGUGUCUAAGCGUCAUUGUUUUAAGCUAUUCGCCUCAUUUUUUGUGAACCAGAGGGUUUGAUUUCGUGGGUUGUCGACGCGGGGUUUUGCUUUUCUGAAGCGCAUUUUUUCUUGUACAUCACCAGUGGUGAGCGUUUAUUAAACUUUUCAACAAUG